Vanessa atalanta (red admiral) is the source of this 742-nucleotide messenger RNA. RefSeq names its product cuticle protein 7-like (gene Cpr64Ac). The transcript is spliced from 4 exons. The record is from RefSeq and is a predicted model, not a curated record. Lineage: Eukaryota; Metazoa; Arthropoda; Insecta; Lepidoptera; Nymphalidae. Gene Ontology annotation, cellular component: extracellular matrix. Bases 18 to 506 code for a protein of 162 amino acids.
CAGCGCACGCGACAGUCAUGUACGCCAAGUUAUUUAUGUUAUGCUGCGCGUGCGCGUUGGCGGCUGCGGCGCCGGGUAUCUACGACAUCGGCUACGCGGCGCCGGCGGUCUCGCACUCUUACGCUGCGCCUGUGGCUGUCGCCGCACCAGUUUACAAGACUGUUGCUGCCCCAGUCGUACACGCGGAACCCAUAGACCCGAAUCCGGCAUACAGCUACGCGUAUGGUGUGGCUGAUCCCCACACUGGUGACCACAAGGACGCACAGGAGACUUUACAGAAUGGCGUGGUUCACGGAUCUUACAGCCUGGUAGAGCCUGACGGUCACCUCAGGAAGGUCACCUACACAGCCGACAAGGUCAACGGUUUCAAUGCCGUCGUUGAGAGGACUGGUGGUACUCACGCGGCGCCAGUCGCGGCCCACGUAGCAGUAGCGCCAGCACACGUCGCUGUCGCCGCACCGGUCGCCAAGUACGCACUGCCCGCAAUCGGCCACCCCUGGCGCUAGUCACUAAUUUAACUAUAAACUACUUGUCGUAUCGCUGAUGGAAAAAAUGGUUCGGAUGACGACUUCUGCCUAAACUUUAGAUAUCUAGUUGAGUUAGCAUAGACGACGAUAUUGUUGACGUCUUCUGGCCAAUUAAACUUAAGUUUACAGUACAGCAAGCUGAUAAGACUAUUUGAAAGUAUUAGAGGACGAAGGCUUGUACAAAGCGUUGUUCUCAGUGUUGUUUAUAAUAUUAC